This is a messenger RNA of Monosiga brevicollis MX1, 5142 nucleotides long. RefSeq lists its product as uncharacterized. Gene Ontology annotation, biological process: arabinan catabolic process; xylan catabolic process. The record is from RefSeq and is a predicted model, not a curated record. Gene Ontology annotation, molecular function: xylan 1,4-beta-xylosidase activity; alpha-L-arabinofuranosidase activity. Bases 1 to 4863 code for a protein of 1620 amino acids. The transcript is spliced from 34 exons. Gene Ontology annotation, cellular component: plant-type cell wall. Lineage: Eukaryota; Choanoflagellata; Craspedida; Salpingoecidae.
AUGUUGCACAAUCCAACCGCGCGUGUAUGUGUGUGUGUCUCUCUGUCUUUCUCCCUGUCUCUCUCUCUCUCUCUCUCUCUCUCUCUCUCUCUGUCUCUGUCUCUGUCUCUGUCUCUCUCUCUCUGUCUCUCUCUCUCUCUCUUCAUCUCUCUCUCUGUCUCUCAUCAAUUUUUUGCUCAUACCGUAUCCAUGGCUGUGACACACUACUGUAUCGCCGCCCUUGUGGCGGUGGCUUGCCUUGCGGCUUCAGUCCAGGCCCAGGCCAACCUUGGCCUUUCCAUGCCGCUCAAGGCGUUCAAUGGCGCAUUGACGACUGCUGCCCAAACCGUGGCCAAUGACCUGAACAAUGUUGCUCUGCCCACUUGCUGCUAUGACGAUGUUGGCGCCAAGCACGUGCAUCUUGACAUGCAGGACAUGAAAAUUUCCGGCUCGACCGUCACCUUCUCCAUUGUCAAGUCGAGCAGCACCACUUACGCCUUGAACGGCGCCGUCUCCAUGACCGUCUCUGGCUCUUACCGCCUGUGCAUUCAUGAUGACCCCUUUGGCCACGGUUGCUCCACCAUCAAGGGCUGCAAGGGUGAUUGGCAGCUGCAGCCGGACUUUAGCUUCAGCAUGCCCAUCAACAUGGAGGCUGCCACCAGUGGUGCUCCUAAGAUCACCCCCGGCACUGUGACCAUCCCCACCUACACCCUCAACAACAACUUUUGCAGCCUGUUUAGCGAUGCCAUCUCCAAGGGGCUGGACGGCAUGAAGGCCAACCUUGCCCAGAGUCUGCAAAGUGCAGCCGUUAACGUCGCAGCCAAACUGCAAGCCGCCAUUCCCCAGACCGUCAACGCCGGCAAACUGGGUCAAAUGUCUCUCAAUUACCUUGUGCCUGCCUCUGGCGGCCUCACCAACCUGGACACCGCUGCGGUUGCCGGCUUUGCCGCCGCUGCCCCCCGUGCCCAAGCGGGUACCAUGCCCAACAUUGACGAUGGCUACUACCACAUUACCAUGGGUGACAGCCUGUUGACAUCGGCCUUUGAUACCAUCGUGGCCGAGGGUCUCUUUAACGUGACCAUCAAGGAGGACGGUCUUGUUCUUGGCCUCACUUUUGUGCGCAGCGUGCCGCCCCAAGUGAACAUCUCCAGCAAUGAAUUCACCGUCAUGUUGGGUCUGCACUAUGACCUCAGCGACAACGGCACCCAUUCGUCUGGCGACAUUAUCCUGCAAGCUGGCAUUGAUACCAAAUUCUCCGCCGGAGCCAACCAAACGAUUGUUCUCCAGCUCGCAUUGACCAACGCCACCAACGUCGGCAUGGGUCCCAACUGCCAGGGCGCUUGCGAGAUUGUGGUGCAAACCAUCCGCAAGUACCAGGCGCCCAUCAUCAACGGCAUCAACAAUUAUCUGCAGGAUAAGCCCGUGGUGUUCCCCGCACCCCCCAGUGACAUGUCUUCGGUGGUCGAGGAAGACCGUGUGAGCAAAUUGCCCAAGGGCUACGAGAAGCGCAAAGCUAACGCCGAAUGGGAGCUUGAAGAUCAAGCCAAGCGCGAGGCGGCCGAGGCCGAGGGGAAGGAUUAUGCUCGAGUCAAGGCCAUGCAGAUGAGCGUGGAUCAAGCAGAGCGCCAUGUGAAGAAGCGCACUCACAAAAACGUGGACGAAACCAUCGACCGCACAGCCUAUUCUUACACUGCGCUGAAGCAGUACGAAAACAUGACCAAGAAAAUCAAGCCCAACAUGGGCCAGUAUUCGGCGUCAAUGCAAGGCGACCAAGACCAUAGGCCAUCGGCCGCGGCCAUUGACGACAUGGUAGAGGAUCUGGAAAAGGCGUACGUGACUGCAUCCGUGGCGAACGAUGGCUUGAAGAUCAAGCGCAAGGAGAAGCUCAAGGAUCGCCGCCGCCGCGGUGAUGUGGUCUUCGAGGAGAGUGAUGUCAACUUUAUCAAUGACAAGAACAUGAAGUACAAUCGCAGUCUCGAAAAGUUCUACGGCUCUUACAGCCGUGAGAUCAAGGAUAAUCUUGAGCGUGGUACCGCCUUUAGUGUUAUUGUUGCCUUUGUGUGCGAGGAGACGGGAUUGCUGCGCGUUGUGCCAAACCUGAAGCUCGUGGCCAAUUUGCGCCAGUCAAAGCACCCGCCACGUCCCAAGUUUCAAAAGGGGACGCGAUUUGUCUCUGUGUUUUUGUUUUAUUUUCUCUCUCUCUCUCUCUCUCUCUCUCUCUCUCUCUCUCUCUCUCUCUCUCUCUCUCUCAGAAAACGCACCAGUGCCAUGAAGCUGGGCGGCUGCACGGUUUGGGCCGUGGCUUUGCUGGCCCUCUCCGUCAACGGAGAUGCUGGCCCACUGUUGGGCUUGAACAAGUGUGAUGCUUCAAAUCCCAAUCAGAUCUUUGCACGCGGCACGGCCGACGAAAUCAUCCUCAACAGUACUGGCGCCUGCGUUGAUGUACCCAGCUAUGCCACUGCCCAUACGCAUCUUACUGCCAUGUCCACUGGCCCAUUUCUGGCCCUGUGUUGGCACGACCAAUUUGGAUUUUUGCACAAACAGAACGAAGCAUGGCUUGUCAACAGCAACAAAACCAUCACAGAGCGCUCCACAGGCCUCUGCAUUGCCCCGGCUUUUGAUGCUGCCUCCGUUGGCCAGACGGUUAUGAUCAACACUUGCACUGGCAGCACCGCUCAAAAAUGGAUAUUCACCUCUGAGGGGCUCCUUCAAAAUGGUGCCGAUACCUCGCUCUGCAUCGAUGCAGCACCGCCCCGCCCUCGCCCGUGCGAUGAGCUGCCAGCCAAAAACUUUCCUUUCUGCAAUGCUUCCUUGGACUUGGACACGCGCAUUCGCGAUGUCAUUAGCCGCCUCUCCAUCCAGGACAAGGUGGCCCUUACAGCCAACACCGCAGGCGCCGCAGCCGACGCCGGUCUCCCCGCGUAUCAGUGGUGGUCAGAGGCGCUGCAUGGCGUUGGCUUCAGCCCCGGUGUGACCUUUAUGGGCAAAGUCCAAGCUGCCACCUCCUUCCCUCAGGUGAUUCAUACCAGUGCUUCUUUCAACAAGACGCUUUGGCACCAUAUUGGUAUGACCAUCUCGACCGAGGCGCGUGCCAUGAACAACGUCAAUCAGGCUGGCCUCACUUUCUGGGCCCCCAACAUUAACAUUAUUCGCGAUCCUCGGUGGGGUCGAGGCCAAGAAACUCCGGGUGAGGACCCGUAUGCCACUGGCCUCUACGCGGCCAACUUUGUCCCGGGCAUGCAAGAGGGUGAGGAUACACGAUACAUCAAAGCCUCUUCGUGCUGCAAGCACUUUUUCGAUUACAACCUGGAGGACUGGCACAACGUGGAUCGCCACCAUUUCAAUGCCAUUGCCACCGAUCAGGACAUUGCCGACACCUACUUGCCAGCCUUUGAGAGUUGUGUGCGGUUCGGUCGGGCAUCGAGCCUGAUGUGCUCCUACAACGCGGUCAAUGGCGUACCCUCAUGCGCCAAUGCUGAUAUCAUGACCACGCUGGCCCGUGAAGCAUGGGGAUUUGAUGGCUACAUCACCUCGGACUGCGGCGCCGUGGAAGAUGUGUAUUCAAAUCACAAAUACUACAACACGACCGGGGCGACGGUCAACGGCGUCCUGUCGGCCGGUAUGGAUGUGGACUGCGGCUCAUUCUUGUCCCAACAUCUGGCCGAUGCCAUUGACAGCGGAGAUGUGACCAAUGCCACUGUCGAUCAGGCGCUCUACAACCUGUUCCGAGUGCAGUUUCGAUUGGGCAUGUUUGACCCUGCUGAGGACCAACCCUAUUUGAACCUCACCACAGACGCCGUCAACACACCCGAGCACCAACAGCUGGCGCUCGAGGCAGCGCGCCAAGGCAUGACACUCCUGGAGAAUCGCGACAGCCGACUGCCCCUUGAUGCCAGCAGCAUCAAGCAACUGGCUCUCAUUGGCCCCAAUGCGAAUGCGACUGGUGUCAUGCAGGGCAACUACAACGGCAAGGCACCUUUCUUAAUCAGCCCACAACAGGGCGUGCAGCAAUACGUGAGCAACGUGGCGCUGGAAUUAGGCGCUGUGACCGCCGCAAAGGCCGCCGACACGGUGGUGAUGGUUAUUGGCUUGGAUCAGACGCAGGAGAGUGAAGGCCACGACCGCGAGAUUAUCGCCCUCCCCGGUAUGCAGGCAGAGCUGGUGGCCCAAGUGGCCAACGCAUCCAGCUCGCCAAUCGUGGUCGUGGUUAUGACGGGCGGGGCCGUGGACUUGACACCCGUCAAAGACCUGGACAACGUGGGCCAAGCCGGUGGCCAGGCUUUGGCAGAGACACUGUUUGGCGACAACAACCCCGGUGGCCGUCUCCCGUACACGCUGUACCCUGCGGAUCUCGUGAACCAAGUCUCCAUGUUCGACGACGGCAUGCGGCCCAACGCGACCAGUGGCAACCCAGGUCGCACUUAUCGCUUUUACACGGGGACGCCGGUCUAUGCCUAUGGCACUGGCCUUUCCUACACGUCGUUUAGCUAUGAGACCUCGACGCCAAGCCUGCGUGUAUCUGCAGAGCGCGUGCGUGCUUGGGUCGCAGCGCGUGGGCAGACCUCGUUCAUCAGGGAUGAGGUGGACGCGGAGGACUACAUUACUGUGACUGUACAGAAUAACGGCACGGUGGCUGGCGCUGAUGUUGUGCAGGUUUUCAUCAAAACGACCACGCCUGGAGCUGAUGGCAACCCCAUCAAAAGCCUGUGUGGAUUCGAACGCGUGUUUCUCAAGCCCGGCGAGACGACUUCCAUUCAGUUUCCUGUGACCCCACAUGACUUGAGCGUCGUGAACAGCCGUGGGGAGCGCGUAGCUGUUCCGGGCACCUGGACCGUCGAAGUACAUCACGAGGCGCGCCUCAGCAUUCCCAUUUCUGUGGAGUAAAUCAUUCGAUGAAGGCUUGGUUGCGUGCUUCAGCACCACCGAAAUCAAACGUCACUUUUGUUGUUUUCUAUUGAUAUCCUGUUGUGCCGUCUUGAACGUACACGAAUAUCCGGCGAGAGUUGUGCUGGUUGGGGCGAUCGCUCGCCCAUUAUGUACACGAUCAUCGAUCGCCGCUGAUUGGCUCCACCCGUCUUUUUGUCCGAGGCCGUGAUGCAUCUCAGCCCCGAUGUGCCACCCCAGAGCCCUGUGAUCGCCGCGAAUUGACACCCGUUGCCCUUG